CCCCGAUCCCUGAGUUACUUAUAUAGAUAACGGAUCUUUCAUUCUCCCCUCGCUUCUGCGACGCUCGUCGAACCCACGCGGCGAGACGACACACGGCCUUCCCGCCUGCUUGAUCGUAUCUACAGUCUCCGUUGCGUUCCCGAUCACUUGCACACUAUUAUCUUUACAUAAUUCCCAACGCUGUGCGCCUUUUCCUCGAUUGGCUCCAUUCGGUCCUCCCCUAUUGUGUACAUUACUUGACCAACAAAGCUGGUCUAUUCAAUUUGACCCCAGUCAUUACUAUAAUGGGCAAUAAUCUUUCAAUCCUCAAUAAAUCCACUGUAUAUUCAGAAGAUGUGAAGAUAGUCGCGUUGAUAGGGCCCAAAGGCUGCGGAAAAACCUCGCUAGUGCGCAGGCUCACGAGGGAUUCGUUACACCAAACUAGCCGGAAUCCAGUGUCUUCAACACGUCGGGUCACCCACACGGAGAUAAAUUUGCGGGGUAUCCGCAUCGUUGUUCUUGACACUCCUGGCAUCGGUUAUCUCGGGAACUGUAAAGAGUUCUCCGAGCGUGAUGUUCUCGAUCUCGUAGAGAGCUGGUUGCGAAAACAUAGACGCAACGCUCGCCUUACUGGGAUACUGUAUGUGCAAAACACAGAUAGACGGGUCAUGCCCACCAUCGACUCCUUUCGUGAAAUUUGCGAGUCGAAUGACUUCUACUCGUCCGUCGUGCUAGUCGCAACCGGUAACCUAGACAAGCUCCGGGAGCUUGAAACCGGUAUAUGGUCGGAGGUACUGUCCCGAGGGGCGAAGGUGUUCCCCUUUACGGGCACGAAGGAGUCCGCGGAGAAAGCCGUAGCGCUACAAACCUCCGGACUGCGCCCGGGUCGAAGGUUUUACCGUGCUACUGCUCAGUGAGUGACACUGAAUGGAUACAAGGAACCCUUAAAAUUCGAACUUUCCAGUUACAUUGUGCGCCAG
Pisolithus orientalis is the source of this 959-nucleotide messenger RNA. RefSeq lists its product as uncharacterized. NCBI's taxonomy places the organism in Eukaryota, Fungi, Basidiomycota, Agaricomycetes, Boletales, Pisolithaceae. The coding region runs from base 285 to 896 and encodes 203 amino acids. The transcript is spliced from 7 exons. The record is from RefSeq and is a predicted model, not a curated record. Gene Ontology annotation, molecular function: GTP binding.